ACGGACGUCUCUCCUCCAGAAUUGUUCGCUUCCCACAGUUGUGACUUCGAUUCGGUUUCGACCAGUAGUACCUCUUUAACCAACAAAAAAAAAUACAAAAAAAAAGAAAUAACAGAAACAAGUUUCGUGGGGAGUUGUUCCCCAACUUCUAGGAGUGGAAAUUUCUUUGCCAUUCAGUUCUAUUGUGUAUGUGUUGCUCGGAAGAAAUCACAUAAUCCGUGGCAUUGUGUCGCGGUCAUAUACAAAAAUGGAGCGUCUAAUGCAUAUGUGAAAUGAUCAACCGAAGGGCCAUUUAUCAGCAUCCCCGAAGUGUGCUGCACAAAGUGUAAAAAUAAACAAGCAAAUCGGCAACUAACAAGCAAACAACAGCAAUAACAAUUUGUCAAGCGCACAGCCACUCCGUAAUACAUAUACACACCAAAAAAACCUAAACAGGUGAAAACCCAAAAACACGUAGCGCAAAAAACGCUCGCGAUUUAAAACGCCCCAGAGCAGCGAACAAAAGGAUUAUCGCGAUGGCAAAGGCCACGGAACUGAAGCUGGCUACGGUGGAGCCCGCGAAAUGAAUUUAUGCCUGGUGCAGUUUUCCAUCGAUUUUCGUCUUGCGCCACAACGGACUGGGGAUGAAACACCAAACACAUAAAACGGAUUUGAUAUUAAAAAAAUAUGCAGAAACAAGAAAAAAGGCGCGAGCUGCGCCUGAAGCGAUUCUGGCGCUCCCCCAAGACGACAUCCUCGGAGGACUCCACCGGCUAUGAGAGUCCAACAAGGACGAAGGCGUCCAGUGCCGGCGGCAGCAGCGAUGCCCAGAGGUUUAACCACCUGCACUACACCAGCCUGUCGCAGGGAUCGGGCACCUCGUCGUCGGCGGGCGGAGCCACUGCGUCCGGAGCGGGCUCAAUGGCGAUUGGGCCGACCGGCAACAACAAGCCCUCCUGCUCGCUGCCACUUUUGCAGGUGUGGCCCAGCCAGCCGCUCUUGCGCCAGGAGGGCUUCGUUCAGUUGCGUCGUAACAGCGGCCCCGAGGGUCAGCGGGAUUCGCCGCGCGGGGAGGCGGAUGGGCAGUCGUUCGUGUUCCCGGCCAUUGUGGAGACGAGUGUCAGCAGUCCGGUGGCCAUCGAGGUGGCCAGUGGCAGUGGCAGCAUCGGCAGCACCAACCUCAGUCUGAAUGCCAGGCGGAGCACGAACCACCUCAGUUUGUCCACGGAUCGGCGGAGUUCCCUGUACUGUGAUACCCUGCACGCCGGCGACUCUGGCAUCGACUCGGUGCAGGCCUCGCCCUCGCCGAACGCCUUCAUUGCGCCGCCGGGGGUGCACAACUUGCCGCUGGGCCAGACGGGCGGCGGAUCCUGCCACGUGUCGCCGACGAGCACGCCUACCCAGGGAUCGCCGAAUUUGUCGCUGGGCAGGAGGGGCAUGCGGAACAGCAUAUGCGUGGUGCCCAGUGGCAAUGGGCGGCGGAAGUCGAGUGCCCUGCUGCAUCCGGAUCAUGCCCGACUCUUUGCCCUGCGUAUGAAACAUGCGGCUGCCCUGGAGCGGGCACAGACCUCGCCGGACCAGACCUCCAUCGAGGAUGCCAACGAGUUCCACGACAACGGACUGGCCACCAAUCUGCGUCUGUGCUCGGCCUCCUCAUCGACGACGUCGUCGCUGACAUCCGUGGCCGCGGUCAGCCUGGGCGGUGCCGGUGGAUUGGGUAGUGGCCACUCGGGGGCAGGUGGGGCCACCACCACCGGCGGCUCGUCCUCCGGCUCCGCCUACGCUGUGGGCGUGGCGGGCGUCCAGCAACGCGUCUCCGAUCCCUGGCUGCAGCCGCAAUCCGAUCGGGAGCGGGAUAGGGAUAGGGAUAGAGACCGGGAUAGAGAUAGGGAUAGGGACUCCAGGCACGACGGACGGCGCAGGUCCUCCACCAUGACGGCUCGCUACUCCCUGUUCGAUGCCCUGGACCUGGAGUACGUGCUCUUGAGGGCCGCUGCCCGGGGUUCCGUGGGUCCGUACAGCCUCAGCGAGUCGAUACACAAGCUCACCUUCACCCAGUCGUUGGCAUUUCCGGCUCUGGCCAGGGGCCUGGCCACCAAGCGGAGGCGAUCGGCGACGCACACGAGCUCCCGGCCACUGAAUCCCCAUGAGUCGGGGCUGAACACCUGCGCCAAGGUGGUCACCGCCGUCGUCCUGGUGGCCCUGUCCUUUAUGGUGUUCCUCAUCGUCUACAAGUUCGUGCGGACGUGAGGUCUGCUCCUGGCCCCGUCGCCAGAGCUCCCAGUCACAUAUCAGGCCAACUACGGAGCGGAGGAGGGGUCGUCCUUGUCGUCCUCCAUCAUCUCAUCGGCGGGCCGCAGUCUGGGCAAGCACAUGUCGGGGUUCAGGAGCAAAUUGGGCCAGCGUCAGGCCGGCGACUUCGAGUGAUCCUUAAAGAAAGCGUUGAAACAGGCAUUGAGAAAACUGGUCGGCAACAACUGCACUACCUUAAAUGGUCUUGAUAUAAUUUUUUUCAUUCAAACAAAACACUUUAUAAGAAAAUUGGCAUUUUUAAGCCCAUUGUCCAUCGUUUAAUUUACCAAAAAUAAAAUGUUUCAAGAAAUUGUUAAUAAAAUUAUUCAAGAAAUUAAUUAGCUGGGAAUGUGAAUUAUAUUUAAAGUAAAAUAUAAACCUAGAUUUGUUUUUCUAAUUUGAGUUACAAAAUAAUACACUAUUGAUUCCAAAAUGUUACUUAUUAUCCAAAACUAUAUCCAUUAUUUUCUUUUCUUUUUAUCGGUAGUCAAAUAUAGAUAUUUUUAGAUAGCCCAUAAAUUAACAGUAAGAUAGAAGUUUUUCAUAAAAUUAUUUUUAAAAACAGCAAGACUUCAAAUUUCCGAAGUUACAAAAGUGUUAAUCACUUGAAAACAUACCCAUCAAAAUAAUAAAAGUAUUGCAAACAGUUGCUGACCAGUGAAAUUUUGUGAUAAACUAUCAAUGAAAAAAAUUUUCCACAAAAGAAAAAAAACAAAGACACAGACACACAAGUGAGUGUAACAAAAAUGUAAGUUAAUGGAAUAACAAAUUAAAGGCUUAAACAUUUAGGAAAAACAGCUUCAAGAGGCUUGCCAGAGUUUCAUCAAAUUUAUAAAAUACUUAUGAAUAAUAAUAUUUUUUUAUAAAUAUUAAAAAUCGCUGCUCGCAUUUCCUAGGCUCCUAUUUGGCAAAGAUUUAAGGACAAAAACCCAGAAUCCAGUUUCAUUGUUUGCGGUUGAAGUGCCUAACUAAUUUUAAAAUGAUUACAAAUUGUAUUAAUAACCUGCUUACUUAUGUUUUUAUCAUAAAAACAAAUUUAGAAAUUGGCAGCAGCCUUGAAAAUAAAACUAUUUAUGCGCUGCAGUAGUCCAGAUAAAUUAUCCUGUAGUUAAACAUUUUUGAAGGGCAUAUACUAUAUAUUGGUGUUGGGAAUAUGGAAAAUAUGUGAUGAUGGACACUACAUUUUGCAACUUCAAUUAAAUUUAAAAAUACACUUUAUUUUAAGAGAAAUUUUUAUUUUUAUCACAUGAAUUAAUGAAAUUAUGUCAUAGUAUUUUGCAAUUAUAUUUUUUUUUGUUCCUUUAGUUUUACAAUUAAGAGUUUAUUUCUUGUCUAAAAUUAUCGGUGCAUGGGAGCUUCUAUGUCAAUUAAAUAUAUCCAACCAAUUUGAUAUCUUAUUAUCGUUAUUAACCAAAGCUUAAUCCCAUCUGAUUAUUGAUUAACAAUCCUCUCAAGCCCCAGAACACCAUUUUAGCGUUGAAUAAUUGGCAUUAGUUUUAGUGAUCAGAAAUAUUGGCAGACGAUUAUAGAACCGACAAACAAGGCAAAUUUGUACUGAUUUGUUAGACGACUAGAUGUCGGCGGAAUGAUAAGAUAUAUACGGAAAUCCAGGCAUAUUAAAUUAACAUAUUUAUGGUAGAUAUAUAUAGUUAUACAAGCAAAUAGAUAUAUAUAUAUAUGUAUACAUGCAUUAUAUAUGUGUAUAUGGGUGUUUAUAAAUGUAUACCUAAGCGGCUUAAAUGUGACAAAGCACUUGCUGAAAUACCAAUACAAACUCUCUACUCUUAACUUGCUGCCUUACUUUCCUCUAGUGAAAAUAGUUGAGAACAACAAGAAAACAACAAGAUCGAUGAACAAAGACCCGACUUACAAAUACAAAUUCUUCAUAAAUUGCUGCCUUACGAACUAAAAACCUUUUGAAAGUAACCUCUUUAUCUCUCAGAGCUUUUUUCCUAUUUCCUCUAUGAGCUUGGCCUACCAAUAAACCUAAAAAUAUGCAAAAGAAAACAAAAAAACAGAAACAUUUUAUAUAGAGUAAAAAAAUAUAUACCAAAUGUAAUGUUAAAUAAUUGAUAUUAAUAUUAAAGCCGGCUAAAGUAAAAACAUUUGGUUGCAUAAAUAUAAGUUAUUCCUUCCUCUCUUUUUGCAUAAAUAAUUUCAACAUUUGUCGAUGGCGUUCAUAAAUAUUUAUGCAUAGUUUUACGACCUUCUCUUUUUUUGUUACGAUUGGUGUGCAACCAACUAUGGUUAAAUAAAAAAAAUGCAUAUUAAAUGUCACACAAACCGAAAUGAGAAGAAAAUGAAAAUGAAAAUGAAAAACCAACUGUAAUCGUAACUGAAGUAAGUUGAAACGUGCAACAAUAAAAAGGAAGAAAUUUUCAAAUGAACCAU
This is a messenger RNA of Drosophila gunungcola (fruit fly), 4662 nucleotides long. RefSeq names its product protein lingerer. The coding region runs from base 667 to 2229 and encodes 520 amino acids. Lineage: Eukaryota; Metazoa; Arthropoda; Insecta; Diptera; Drosophilidae. The record is from RefSeq and is a predicted model, not a curated record. The transcript is spliced from 6 exons.